AUGUCGGUCCCAUUAUACCUCAAGAUAAAGGGCCCUCAAUCCGGUGACCAACACUACGAUCCACGCUUUGCUGUUAUCUCAGAGAAGUCAAUUGAGUUCAAUGAUUCCAAAUACGAUUUCGAGCAAAUCUAUCAGCCAUCGGAAACUCAAUACCCGGACUUGGUCAACUCACACAACUCUUGUAUUGUGUUGAUGGGACCAACUGGAGGAGGCAAGACAACCAUGAUGAGACAGUUGGUGAAUGCAAAAUUGAAGUCAUUUGAUAGUGAACCAGUUUUCGUUUCUUCAUUUGAAAUUGCCAAUAAUAAAUUCUUGAUUGACUUGUUGGAUAAUAACCCGGCAAAGGUUCCAUUUAGCUUAUUGAACAACUUUGAAAAUAAAUUGAAAAGGAGAAAGGCAAGCAGUGAGAUGAUUAAGGAAAUCUUCAAACAAAGGUCGAGCAAAGCCACCGAGUUCAAUCCCAAUUCAUCUAGAUCGUGUCUUGUAAUCACAUUCUUUUACCACAACUUUAGAACCACGUUUGUUGACUUGAUGGGUAAUGAAAAGAAUUCCAAGCUUAGCUCAAACAUUUUUGCAAACACGAACAUGUCAUCGAUUACUCAACAAAUGGUAAACAAACAAAAAGACAUUAGAUCUCAUAAUGUGGUUACAAAUUACAUCUUUAAAAACAGGGAUUUAAAAGUGGUGCUUAACUUGGACCCAAAUGGUGAUGUGUCCUUAAUCAAGUCAACAUUGACCAAUAUUGCUGAGAUUGUGAAGACAUUUAAAUUGUCCACCACCGCAGUGGAGAAAAGUUCCCGAGUACCCAGUUAUACUUUGCCUACCGUGUCUUCGAUCAAAGGUAGUCCCCCAAAAGUGGCAAAGAAGGUUGGCUCAGUAAGGCUUACGCAACCGGUUAGACCUACUCGGGUUGUGGAUAGGAAGUAUGCAAUCCGGAAACCGCCGGUCCCCACUAGAGGUCCAAGUAAGGAGGCAAAGAUUAUCGAGUCUUUGAAGAAGGACCAAAUAAUUUCUAGACAAAAGUACGCGGAAUCCAUCGCUGACAUUAAAACUGAAAUUGGCUGCUUCAAGCAAGAAACUAAUCAAAUGGUCAACUCAUACCAAAACUUGAGAUCAAGAUUGGACUUGCUUGCACAGGUGAAUGCCGACAAACAAGAGAUGAUUGCUGCCAUACAAGAGGAAAAUUCCAAACUUGUCCAAGAGUUGAACCAGGUUAAGCAAGAGGAAGCCGAUUAUGUGCAAGUAAUAAGCACACACAAAGAGGAAGCUGAUAGACACCAAGUCGAUCUCACCAAUUUGCAAAAAGAGUUAGAGGUUAGUAAAAAUGCGUUAUCAGAACUCAAGCUGCUCAAAACAAAUCUCGAAAAUGAGGUGGAGUUGCUGAAGGAAGAAGGACGUAAGUUGAUAGAACGAGUCAGAAUGUUGAAUUUUGAACUUGAUGAAAAUAAGAAAUUACUUGCCAGCAAUAGUUUUGACAUGACACAACUUCGUGAAGAGAUUGACUCGCAAAAAAGUUUGCUGGUUCAGAAGGAAAGUCAGGUCAUCGAGUUGCAAAAUACAAAGGAUGAACUUGUCAAAAGGAAUGAGGUUCUUGAGAGGGAAUUGAGAGACCUGAAGUUGUCCUUGGAGGAAGCAACUCUAGGCAACAAUGAAGUUUCAAAUGAGGUGUCAAAGUUGUCAGCCUUGAUUGUGGAAAAGGAUGCGGAGAUUGAAAGGUUGCACCAAGUAGAACAAGAGGUGUCACAAUUGAAGGAAACCCAUCAAUUUGAAAGUGAGUCUGCCGCUUCGCAGUUGUCAAAGAUGAAGGCAGACAUUUCUGCGAAACAGAUCAAGAUCGAUUACUUACACACAACGGAAACUAAUCUCACCCAACAGGUGCAUCAAUUGCAAGAUGAGAAGAAAGUGUUGGAGGGUAAAGUGAAUGAACUCAAAUUAGCAAAUGAGGAAUUGCAAAAGCAAAUUGCGUCAGCAGUAGACACUAACAAUGGAAGGGCUGGUGAGUUGGAAUCUGAACUAUCAGAAACAAAGAACCAACUCAAAGCUUUAUCGCAAAAGUUGGAGAAAGAAUCCUCUUUGAAUAGUCAAUUGAGAUUUGAUCUCGAAGCUGCAAUUGCCAAACAACAAACCCUUGAAUUUGAUCUAGCCAACGCUGAGUCAAGCUUGUCGAAAGAACUGAAUGAAAAGGAGGAUUUGACCAACAAGUUAGCCUCCAAGACCCAACAAUUGAAAACUAAAAUUGAAGCUGCAACACAAUUGGAAAUGGAGCUCAAUGACUCCAAAGAACAGUAUAAACAAUUGCAUGAGCGAUUCGCUAGAAAGCAAGAACACUACAAAAACAAGAUUUCAGAUUUGAAAAAGUCACACGAAUUGGUAAUUGCUGAGAAAGACGCUGAGAUAAAGAAAUUAAGAUCAUCUCCAACCAAACUCGGAUUAAGCGAUGACUACAAUGGUCACUUGUUCAGUGAACGGUCCUCACCUUUUGGGUUCAAUCCUAAUGAGAUUUACAACGACUCAGUUGUUGAAUCCACAAUAAACCUCAACCAAGCUGAUCAAACAAACGUGAACAACAGCAACAACCACAACAACGAAAACAAUGAAAACAAGUCGUCUGAGAAAAAGUCCCCUAAAAAGUCUUACAAAUUAGAGAAGCAAAAGUCGAGAAGCUCUACGCCAAACAAACAUACCCCUACAAAGAAUGUCCUACAACCAUCAAACCAAUUCAAUUCGGUGCCGCUUUCAUCGAGCAAAAUCAAGAAAAAGAGUGGCUCUAAUAAAUCAUCGCCUUUAAAGUCAAUUAAAGCUUGA
Molecule: messenger RNA, 2805 nt
Organism: Lodderomyces parapsilosis
Lineage: Eukaryota; Fungi; Ascomycota; Pichiomycetes; Serinales; Debaryomycetaceae
Exons: 1
Coding region: 1-2805 (934 amino acids)
Source: RefSeq, a predicted model, not a curated record